CAAAGGUGGUGCUGCUCAAUAUUAGAAAGGUAUUCUUAAUGUUUUGUAAACUCAUUGUAUAUGGUGUGGUAUAAGUUACAGACAUUUCAGUGUUCCGAACGACCUCCAUUCUUGACGUGUUUGAAUUUCUGAGGUCUACUCUACUACAUUCUGAUGUGGAAUUUGGAAUGUUUCUGCCCUGUAGUUUUUAAUAUGUUGAGCUGUUCAGUCAGUAUUGAUGCCUAGUCGCCUGUCUCUUUGUCUGACUGCAGUGAGGCUCCUCUCCGGAGGUGCAGCAGCCUGCCUUCAGGCCUCCAACUGUGGCCGCAGAAAGUGGAACAGGACCCGAUCCCAGGGACUCCAGUUGCUGUCUCUAGCCACAGCAUCUACAAUAAACUAAAGUUUAGAUAUCAUAAGCAUUAAUAUGUUAAUUAUUUUGUAAAAUGUUGGGGUUAACAUUCCUUGUCAUGAUGAUGAUUCAUGAAUGUUUAACAUAAAGACAUGAUACAAAUUUGUAAAUGUAUUCAAAUAAACAUCUAUCACUAUAAAGAAACCAGCCCAGAAUAAACUGAUGGCCUACAUCAGAUUAACUAAUAUUUGUUUGGAAAAACAAUCAGAAUAAACAGAAAAUAUAAUAAGUAGCUUAUACACACUUCCGAGUCAGAAUUAUGCACCGUUUUGUUUGCAGAAGACAGAUGGCCUGUACAAUAAACAACACUGGACUUUUGACCCUCCUUCAACCAUGUGACAAUAUGAGCCAAUGGGAAGAUUACUGAUAUUUUGGGUUGCGCAAUUACGCAAACUCCAUACCGAAGUCCUAGUUUUUACCGCUGACCUUUUACCACUGUUUUUACCUUGGGAUUUUGUAGAAUUAUAGAAUUAAUAACUUUUGUAUAUAUACUUUUUAUUUGGCGAAUGCUUUUUAAAUAUGAUCCAUGUUGUUGGUUCUUUGGUUGGAGAGACAGAUUUUGUGGGUCCUUUCGUGCUACAUAACACCCAUACGUAACAGUCUACAUAACAGUAAAUUGAUGCCAAGUGAACAGUUAUGGAGCGUGGAACUGGAUGGAAUAUUUCUUUUGCAGGUUGUGGCUUCACGAGCAUUUAUUAUGUCGGCGCAUUCAGCUGUUUCCUUGAGCAGGCGCCGCACCUCGUUCAAGGCGCAUCCAAAAUCUCUGGUGCGUCUUCGGGUUCAGUUAUCGCUGCGGUCCUCACCAUUGGAAUGCCUUUAGAGCGGUACUGUAAGAAUUUGAUGUCGAUGGCCAGAGAGGCCAGGAAGCGUAAACUGGGCCCCCUGCACCCGUCUUUUAACCUGCUGAAGAUGGUCCGUGACUCCAUGGAGCAUGACCUUCCAGCCGAUGCCCACCUCCGUGCCUCAGGAAGACUCUGUGUGUCCCUCACCAGAGUGUCCGACGGAAAGAAUGUUCUGGUGUCAGAGUUUGACAGUAAAGAGGAACUCAUCCAGGUUCUCCUAUGUAGCUGUUUUUACCCCUUUUACUGUGGCGUGAUCCCACCUUCUUACCAUGGAGUGCGCUACGUGGAUGGUGCCUUGAGUAACAACAUGCCCCAUUUUGAUCUGAAGAACACCAUCAUAGUUUGCCCGUUCUCUGGUGAGAGCGACGUCUGUCCCAGGGAAAGUACACUCAACUUCCAUGAGUAUCACCAGAAUAACGCCAGUAUCCAGUUUAAUACUAACAACUUGCACCGGGUGAUCAUGUCUUUUUUACCACCAGAGCCAGAGGUAAUGGCAGAGAUGUGCCAGAAUGGAUACAUGGAUGCACUAAGAUUCUUACGAGAGAACAACCUCCUCCGAUCUGAGAGCCCCCCUGCCGGUGUGAUGAUUGAAACAGACUGUCCCGCAGCCUCUUGCUAUGAGAUGGUGAAUGAAACAGCCUCUUGCUGUGAGAGAACAGAAGCCACUGCUGAAGAGACUGAGUCCACUAAGACCCUGCUACGUUGGAGGCUCAACCACCCGCGCAAACACCACUGGUGGCUGGAUGUACACAGCAUUGAAAACCUACCAGUCUCCAUUAAAAAAGUGUUGUGUGAGGCGUGCAGGGAGAGACAUGCAGGCAGUCUGUUUUCCCAGGUGACUGAGCUGCUUCCAGUACGUGUGGCCUCCUACAUGUUCCUCCCAGUGGAGGUAGCAUUCUCCAUUGCUAAGAGGUUCAUGGAUUGGAUCCCAGAGGUGCCAUCUGACAUACGCUGGCUGUAUGGUUUAGCAGCUGACAUGUCCAGGCAGGCAUGGAAUGGGGGAGCUCAAGAAAUCAACAGUGAGCCAACAGAAGUCCUCAAAAUGCCACGGUUAAAGAAGUGUCAACAAAACAAAACAUCAACGCACCAAGAACCUUAAGAGGAAUCACUUCGAGUAAAACCGUGCAACAAUACCGAUCUGUUAAACUGCACACCCAUGGAGGACGUUUGUUUUGAUCAAUCUACAUAACACUGAAAAGACAACAGAAUUUUCUUACAAUUAUUUUAUUAACAAGCAUGUGAAAAAUGGAGGGACAAUUCUAGGUAGUAAUGCUCUUUGUAAAUGUAUUUACCAUAAGUAAACAUAAUAUUGAUGAUCAGCACAAGAACACAAUGAAAGAGCUGAUCUCCUCUCUGAGCCAAGGCCGGGAUACAUUCCAUUAAGCCUUAUAACGCGAUUGACAUUUAAAGAUCAUUUCUGAUGUGCAGCGUUUACCGUGAAUGUGGUCUCCCUAAAAGCGGUAUCAUUGCCUUUAAAAGAUGCAUACCAGAAAAGUUUCUUCCUUCUAGGGAGUUCUUUUAUAGUUACCACUGCGUCUGCUUUUGCUUCCUUUUCUGGGUUGAGGUUACUUGUAGGUUACUUGUAGGUUACCUGUAGUUUACUGUAGCUUACCUGUAGGUUACCUGUAGGUUACCUGUUGGUUACCUGUAGUUUACUGUAGGUUACCUUUAGGUUACUGUAGUUUACCUGUAGGUUACCGUAGUUUACCUGUAGGUUACUGUAAGUUACCUGUAGUUUACUGUAGGUUACCUGUAGUUUACCUAUAUUUUACUCUAGUUUACCUGUAGGUUACCGUAGUUUACCUGUAGGUUACCUGUAGGUUACUGUAGGUUACCUGUAGUUUACCUGUAUUUUACUCUAGUUUACCUGUAGGUUACCGUAGUUUACCUGUAGUUGACCUGUAGGUUGCCUGUAGGUUACUGUAGUUUACCUGUAGGUUACUGUAAAGCACUUUGCGACAGUUACCUUUUGUAUCCUCUUCUGGGUCUAGGUUACCUGUAGGUUACUGUAAACAGAUCACAGCAAAUCUGUUUACGCGACCAUUAAACUUUGAUUUGAGCAUA
Molecule: messenger RNA, 3294 nt
Organism: Coregonus clupeaformis (lake whitefish)
Lineage: Eukaryota; Metazoa; Chordata; Actinopteri; Salmoniformes; Salmonidae
Product: patatin-like phospholipase domain-containing protein 2
Exons: 9
Coding region: 1025-2329 (434 amino acids)
Biological process (GO): triglyceride catabolic process; lipid homeostasis
Cellular component (GO): lipid droplet; cytoplasm; membrane
Molecular function (GO): triacylglycerol lipase activity
Source: RefSeq, a predicted model, not a curated record